UGAAACCCCGUAUAAAUGCCGAGUUUGUGGAUGAUUGCUCAGUUAGUAUGCUGUGUUAAGGGUUUGGAAAAUGUGGCAACGCAUUUUGUGUUUCUUUCUGGCGGCACGUUGUGCAGUCGCUGUGGACAGUGAUGUAGAGAAGCUUUUCCGCGAUAUGGAGGUAGUGUCUGAUAUACUGGAUGAACCGCCCAAGGAGAUGCUGAAGAUUGAAUAUAAUGACGGCUUAGAGGUUGGCAACGGCGAGGAGUUCACACCCACUCAAACUAAAGACGAACCCAAGCUAUAUUGGACAUCCGAGCCGGAUGCAUACUACACAGUUAUCAUGGUUAAUCCGGAUAUACCAACGCGCCAGAAUCCGCUGCUGCGCGAAUGGCUACACUGGUUGGUUGUCAAUGUACCGGGUGUCGAUAUCGCCAAGGGUGAUAUCAUAGAUCCCUACAUUGGACCGAUGGCACCUAAAAUGAGUGGCGUACUGCGUUACGUGUUUCUUAUUUACAAGCAACCUGGUAAACAAGUGUUCGAUGAAGCCAAGAUUACCAACACUGAUGUUACUGGACAUGAGAAGUUCUCUUCCAUGGGCUUUGCUGGGAAAUAUAAUAUGGAAUUGGUGGCUGGUAACUUGUUUCAAGCGCGAUGGGAUGAACUUGUGCCCAGUUUGCAUAAACAAUUUGGUAUAAGUUUAUAAAAGUGAAAGGACAAGAAAAAUAUUUGUUAAAGAAGUCUGUAUUAUGCAGCAGAUUCUUACGUUGAAGUAAUUGAGUUUUUAAAGGAUUUUAUUGAAGGUGGGGUAGAAACAGUAUUUUAGGAAACGGUAAAAAAAUUAUAUUUUAGUAAGGUUUUUGUAAAUUUUUGAAGCUGGUACUUAGUUUGUUUGGGAAUUAGCUGGAAUAUGAGGAAA
Molecule: messenger RNA, 898 nt
Organism: Bactrocera dorsalis (oriental fruit fly)
Lineage: Eukaryota; Metazoa; Arthropoda; Insecta; Diptera; Tephritidae
Product: putative odorant-binding protein A5
Exons: 2
Coding region: 71-685 (204 amino acids)
Source: RefSeq, a predicted model, not a curated record